Molecule: messenger RNA, 2985 nt
Organism: Chelmon rostratus (copperband butterflyfish)
Lineage: Eukaryota; Metazoa; Chordata; Actinopteri; Chaetodontiformes; Chaetodontidae
Product: complement factor B-like
Exons: 19
Coding region: 129-2417 (762 amino acids)
Biological process (GO): complement activation; proteolysis
Cellular component (GO): extracellular region
Molecular function (GO): serine-type endopeptidase activity
Source: RefSeq, a predicted model, not a curated record
GCCAUGGCCUACUUAAGGUCAUAACACACAAAACAAUCAUUUGGACUACAACAGUCAAAACGAACAGGAAACUGAACUGAAUUCAUUUAAAUGCUCCAAGUCUCCCAGGACACAGUUUAAGGUUGAACAUGGGAUUUUCUGUCCGCUGGAGUUGGUUUGCUGCACUUUGUCUCCUUUCUAUGGGAGGUGAAGUUCGGUGUGAUUGCACGGAGGCGAAAAUGCAAAUUGAGGGAGGUCAUUACAAACUGACCAAGAAGCUGGAAACGGGCAGCCUGCUGAUCUACGAGUGUCCUGAGGGUUACUACCCAUUUCCGGCUUUGACCCGCUUGUGCCAGCCUAACGGCAGCUGGAGACCAGCGCCCAAGAGAUUUGCCCCUCAGAGAUGCAGGAUUGCCGAAUGCCCAGACCCCAAUGUGCUGGAGUAUGGAAACGUCUCCCCUCCUCAGGAGAAGUACUUUGUGGACAAUGAGACCUCAUAUGAGUGCUACUCUGGAUACACAAUGCGAGGCUCGUCCACACGUGUUUGCUUACCCAACGGGAAGUGGAGCGGCUCCACUCCCAUCUGUAGCCGUGACACAGGGGAUAAUUGCGCUGAUCCUGGUGUGCCCCCUGGCGCCUCAAGAACAGGGAACAUGUUUGAAAUUGACGACACAGUGAAAUACAGCUGCAACGGCAACCUGUUCUUGGUGGGGUCCAGUGAAAGAGUGUGUCAGGAGAACGGCCAGUGGACCGGCAAAGAGCCAGCAUGCUACUACACAUACACCUAUGACACUCCACUGGAGGUUUCAGAGGCGUUUGGCAGUGCAAUCAAAGACAGCCUCACCACCUUAGAGCCAGUUGAUGACAUGCAGGAGGGGAGAAAAAUCAGGAUUUCAAAAAAUGGGACACUUAACAUCUAUAUCGGAGUGGAUAUUUCUGAGAGCAUCGAAGAGAAGCACAUAAAGGAUGCAAGGGAUGCUGUCUCAAAACUUGUUACAAAGAUUUCAUCCUUUACCGUGACUCCAAACUAUGAAAUCGCCUUUUUCUCCUCUGAUGUAUUUGAAGUUGUCAACAUUCUUGAUUAUUUGGACAAUAAAAUAGAACUAAGUACCAUCAAGACUGAAAUGCAAAAAUUUGAAAUAGGUGACAGAAACACUGCUGGAACAGACCUAAACCUCAUCUUCAAGACCUUCUUGGAGCGAAUGGCUAUCAUAAAACAACGAGCUGGAGACAAGGGUUUUAAGGAACAUCGUCACGUCCUUAUCAUUUUUACAGAUGGUGCUUAUAAUAUGGGCGGUUCACCUGCACCCACUGUGGCAAAAAUAAAAAACAUGGUAUAUAUGAACCACACUAGUGAAGGGGAAACUCAAUCAAGAGAAGAAUAUCUUGACAUUUAUGUUUUUGCCAUUGGAGCGGAAAUCUUUGACGACGACCUGCAGCCUCUCACAGCGGGAACUGGUGGCGAGCAUUACUUCAGAAUGAAGAACAUUGAAAAUCUACAAGAAACCUUUGAUGACAUAAUUGAUGAAGAAGAAGUUAAGGGUCUAUGUGGUCUUCAUAAGGAGUAUGAGACAGCCAGCAGAGACAGCAAGAGGAAAAUGUAUCCAUGGAUGGCAUUCAUUUCCGUCCAGAAUGAAGAAACGUCAAAGAAAUGCAUCGGCUCUCUGGUGACCCCUCAGUUUAUCUUGACUGCUGCUCACUGCUUUGCAUUUGGAGUUUUACCGGAGCACAUCACAGUUGACAUUGAUGAUGGACAGGGCAAAGUGAAAAAAGUUAAAACUUUGAAAAUACACCCGAACUACAAUGUUAAUGCUAAAGCAAAUCAGGGUGUGAAGGAGUUCUACGACUAUGAUGUGGCUCUCAUCCAACUGCAGGAAGAUGUUCAAAUAUCCAACGCUGUCAGACCCAUUUGCAUACCUUGCACAGAGGAGACCAGUGGUGCUCUAAAACUGGUUGGUGAGUCCACCUGCAAGCAGCAAGAGCAGCUUUUGUUGAAGAAUCAUCUUGAAAAACUGUCUUUCCUGACCAAAACAGACAACGUGGUAGAUGAAAAAGACGUCCACGCUAAGCUCGGUGGUAAUAGAGAUGACUGCAUCAAACACGCACUACAGGCAGCAGGCAUAACGACAAACAAUCCAAAGGAUGCUGUGACUGAUAACUUCCUGUGUACUGGUGGUCAGACUCCUUUCAGAGAUCAUAUAGCAUGUACAGGUGAUUCUGGAGGCGCUGUGUUCAAGAAUUACGAGCAUCGCACGAUACAGGUUGCAUUGGUCAGCUGGGGAACUAAAAAUAAGUGCAAGGCAGGUGGUCUCGUCGAGUCAGAUGACACCUCCAGAGAUUUCCAUAUUAAUCUUUUCAGAGUUAUCCCUUUUCUCAAAUCUAUCCUUGGAAAUGACACCCAGGAUGUAUAUGCACCACUUAAGUUUUUGGAGAACUGAAUACAUUUACGUGCUGGAAUUUGUGGCUCAGUAGCUCAUGUUAUUUUUCUGAUUGAUGCACAGAUGACUGAACUCAUCCAAUCACUCAGUCAGUCCUUUUUGUCAGACUGUGAGUUCUAAAUAUAAAAGAUUUCAGAUAAAAUAAAAAGCAUUAAAAGCAUACAUAUAUACACAAACUCAAACUGCACAAUCACAGUCAUUCAAACAGUUGUCAGAUAUGCUGAUCUGUACUUUACCAUCAUUUAUUCAGUCUUUUCAGUGGUCAACCAGUAUGUGAAGAAUGAAUAAAUCAGCACUAACCUGUGUCUUGAUGUUUUUGAAGAGAUACUAAUCAAGUGGUUAACACUCUGUAUCAAUUUAGUGAUAUGACAUUAUCAACACUUAGUAUUUAAGUGAUUUUUCUAUGCAUCAAAAUGCUCAUACUGCCUCCAGUGUGGAGGUGAUGAGUGAGAGAAAUCUUCUCAAAGACACACAGCCACAGCAGCUACAGCAGCUACAGCCCUGAUGAAGCUGCUUCACUGCUGGUUCAACAACAACAAUGACCAUAUUUUAUAAUAUAACAUGUAAU